AUGCCACCCAAGACGAAGAAGACGAAGCUCGCCGAACGUCGUGCUGCUGCCACGGCCGGUGCAAUUGGGAAAGAUGGGGCUGGCAAUAACAAGAACGGAGACGUCUUCCACUUUGUGACCGUGAAUCCCAUAUCAGAAGACCAGAAGCUGGAGAACAGGACGUUGAUCCGUUCACAUGCCAGUAAGUAUAUAUGGAGGCAGCAUCGAGCUGUGCGAGCUGAAAAUACUGGAUCAGGAGGGCUGCCUACCAACGUUAGUAUGGGUGGAAAUGGAAACAGCUCCGGGUUAGCAGUUCGUCAGUAUUCCGCUGCUGAUGCUGGCAGGACGGUGGCAGCGUCUCGACGUCGUGGACAGACAUUCAAGACAUGGUCCGCGGGCGUUAAGGAGGAGACUCCGCCGAGCAAUACUAAUACUCGAAUGGCAAUGGGCAUGAGUGUGCAUAGAGUUGUUGACAUGAAUGACAGUGUGCCCAGCAUCGAGCCGGCUGUCGUAAACGGGAACCGGAACGAUAUACAGACCAAUGUUGAUACAGGCUGUGACGACCAAGGCGAGAUAGAGGCAGACGCAGACGGAGAUACGGAAGAAAUACCACGAGACAAUAACAAUAUCCAGGCCAAUGACAGUGUUGUUGUUGCCGACGAAGAGAGUAGCGACUCUGAAGGCUCUCCUCCGCCUACUGGCUGUCGUGCUAUAGCACCACACAUAAGGGCCCCAGCUUCUAGUGUGGGCAGUAACAACGUCAACCGCCCAUUCAACCAACUUAUACACUGGCUUGAGAACCCUGGCCAGAUAUGUCCUUCUAUACUAGACGAGGGAGCUAUAGGCAGGCUCAUGCGUUACGCUGCCUUUGAUCUCUGGCCUGGCCUUGUCUUGGGCGCAGAGGGUCAGCGCUGGGGCCGCGAAGCUGCAGCCGGUGUGUGGCUACCUCGGGCAAUGGCGAAUCCAGCACUGUUCACUGCUUUCCUGUAUGGAGCAGCCGGGCACAUGCAAACCCGCCGCCGGCUGGAUAGCGCGCAGGUUUCCCCUCAGACCAGAGGCGAGAAGAUGGAGCAAAUCGUCUGUGAGACCGAGACAAUCAAGCAGCUAAACAAGAUGAUGAAGGACCCUGCCCAGGCGUUUUCUGACGAAGUUGUUCUCGCUGUUUUGUGCAUGGCGUUCAACCGGAUAGAUUACUCUGGCUGGAAGCCCUCUGACCCAUCUCCGAAAGCACCCCUUAGGAACCUGCAGUGGCUGGAUGUAUAUGGCGGGCUGUCAUUGAAUGACCAUCAUGUUAAGGGGCUAAUGGCUAUUAUUGAGACGAGGGGAGGGCUCAAGUCGAUAAAGAUGCCUGGUCUGGCCGAGACUUUAUCUACAUCCGGAGUGAUGCUGUCAACGAAAUACCUGGCCAAACCCCGUCUACCCUUUGUACCUAUCUUCAAGGAGACAGCCGUGGGUCAGACACCGAACUGGCCAACGCUGAACCCGACAACUGGCACCAAUAGCUCAGACUACUCUGGAGGCUCCUCAGGCGAGCCGUCUUCAACAAUGACCACAACCCUACACUACCUCCUCAGCACUCGUCCAAUGCACAACUCCAUACCUACCAAUCCCCUCUCUCCGAUCCCACCCAACCUACAAGUCAUCCUGCAGAACAUGCGAGAAUACAAUAUCGUCGUUGACCUCCAGACCCAGGGCUUGCUACCGAAUCUGGAACUGUCUGUUAUUGCCGACCGCCGCAACUUUAUCCAAUACAAUCUGGUCUCUCUACCUGCUUCCUACGAGUUUCCGGACAGCUACAACGCCAUAUACCGCCUGUAUGAACCCUGUCGUCUCGCGGCAAUGGUUUACAGCAUGCUAGUUAUAUUCCCAUUACCUGCAGCCAACCGGCCGUUCAAGCAGCUGGUAACACAGCUUAUUACAGCCCUGAUCACCGUAGACGGCGAUGAGGGAAGCGGCUGGGCGGCUGAAUCCGGCCAGUGGCCGUGGGAGUACGAACGAGAAGGCAGCCAGGACCUGACCCCCGAGGAAGAGGAGCGGGUGUCGUGCCUAUACCUGUGGAUCAUCGUGAUGGGCGGAAUAGCGUCUCGAGGCAUGGGGGAGAACAGCGAAUGGUUUGCUGCCCGGUUCGAGCAGACGCUGCAGAUGAAGGGGAUGUCGACGUGGGAAGAGGUGAAGCAGUGCCUGACCUCGAUAAUGUGGAUGGACAGCGUCUGUGACUAUGGCGGACUGGCCUUUUGGAGAGAGACUCGAGACGGCUUCUAG
Trichophyton benhamiae CBS 112371 is the source of this 2241-nucleotide messenger RNA. RefSeq lists its product as uncharacterized. The transcript has 2 exons. The record is from RefSeq and is a predicted model, not a curated record. The coding region runs from base 1 to 2241 and encodes 746 amino acids. Lineage: Eukaryota; Fungi; Ascomycota; Eurotiomycetes; Onygenales; Arthrodermataceae.